Messenger RNA from Heterostelium album PN500, 3567 nucleotides. RefSeq names its product putative protein serine/threonine kinase (gene irlE). Gene Ontology annotation, molecular function: RNA endonuclease activity; ATP binding; protein serine/threonine kinase activity. Gene Ontology annotation, cellular component: IRE1-TRAF2-ASK1 complex. The coding region runs from base 1 to 3567 and encodes 1188 amino acids. The record is from RefSeq and is a predicted model, not a curated record. The transcript is spliced from 5 exons. Gene Ontology annotation, biological process: intrinsic apoptotic signaling pathway in response to endoplasmic reticulum stress; mRNA processing; IRE1-mediated unfolded protein response. NCBI's taxonomy places the organism in Eukaryota, Evosea, Eumycetozoa, Acytosteliales, Acytosteliaceae.
AUGUAUGUUUUCUAUGAGAAUCACUAUCCAGAUAAUUUAUUCGAAUUCAAAGAUAGCGGUCUGUUAGAAAAUUUAUUUUCUACCUCUGAACUUCAACACCUUGACCGAGUGUCAUCCAAUUAUCAUUACCCAGAUGUCAAACCGUAUCUCUCUGAACCGAUAACAUCGAUAGAAGAAUCAUUGAAUGACAACCAAGAUAUAGCUACUGGUAUUAUUUUACUAGAGCCAUAUAAUAUCCCAUUUCUCCGUUUAUCAGUCAUCAAACAUCCUGAGAAGCUUUACUUUGUCGAUCUAUCUAAAGGAUAUUAUAUCGUUGGAAACAACGAGUCGUUAUUGAUAGACUUUACCAAUCUCAAUCAACUAUCAGACAUCAUAAACAAAUCACUUUGUGUAAAGACAUUUUGUGAUGAGAUCGGUGUUGGUAUUGGAAUGAAAGAUGACAUUGUCUUGGAAAUCUACAACAAAGACAAUUACACGGAAUUGUUAAUGACAAUAGAUCCACAAGAUAAGCCAUUUUACGAUCAAUCCAAUUCAAAUCAACCUGUAAUUCCAUCUGGAAGUAUCAUUAAAUUCAAACCAAAACAAGAAUAUCUUGUUAGUUUAAAGCAAUCGAUACAAUAUAUUAUUGAUAAUGGAGAAGUUUAUGGUAAACCUGUUGAGAUCGACAGCAAGGAUAAGAAUGGAGAAGAAGAACCUAAUCUUUGUAAUCUAUUCAAAUAUUUAUUUAGUAUUGAUACUUAUAUUGAAGAAUUGAUCGAUAUGAUUAAUGAAGCAUUAAAAGAAGAGAUCGAUGCUCUCCGUAAUAAAUAUCCACUUUUUGGUCAUGCUGCAAAGUAUGACAAUAUCAAUGCAAUGGAACUUCUUUAUAAUGACAAAUAUGCUUUCCCAACACUCGAUCUACUCUUUAAUUUUUAUUCUGUGGAUGGAAUCAAGCUAUUGAUGAAACGACAACCAACCUAUCUCAGAGAUAAUCCAAAUUCCAAUCCAUUUUGGAUAUUAUCACUCAAUAUCAAUCCAAAUAGCAAAAAGAGAACAGAGUUCUUUUCAAGAUAUUCAGAGAUUAGUCAUUUCUUUAAAGUAAACAAACGUGCUAUUUAUUCUAAUUUCGAUUAUAAUCGAGAUAUAGAAUUGGAAAUAGUAAUUAAUGGUAACUACGAAUACCUUGAAUUCCUCCACAAGAAUAAGAUUGAAUACCCAUAUAGACCCCCCGAUUGUUACUGUGACGAUCCAAAGUGCCAACUCAAUUACAAAAAAGAAAAACAAACCACCUUACUCAAUUAUAUCUUGCUUCAGAAUGAUGUCGAUGGAUUCAAUAUUCUCAAACAAUAUAUUGAUCACCAACAUCAAUUUCGUUCCGUCUUUCAUGCUUGUGAUCUUGCUAUUGUGGAUGCGAUGUAUCGCAAAAAGUUUGAUUUGAUCAAACAAUUGCUAGACAAGAAAAUUUCAGAUUCAUCGUGGCCCAUUUAUACCAAAUACAAAAAGAUACCAUUUGUAGCUUUUGCUUGGUUUAUGGAUGACCUCGAUUUGUUUAUUUCAAAACCAGGAUUUCCAUCACUUCAAACUCUAGAAUUUAAAACAGCUCAGUUCUUGGAUGUGGGAUAUCAUUUUUUGGGUGACUAUGUUGACUUUUGUACAAUGUUUUCCGAAUAUGACAAGAUUGUCCAGAUGUUUCCAACUCUAUCUCUUGUCGAUAUUUUCAUUCUUUGCGGAGAAAAUGAUGGAGUCAAAUAUAUGCUAAAACAAUACGGACUGACCAAACAAUCAAUUAAAUUAUUGGAAUUUAGAACAGAAGACAAAGAUGAAAUCAUGAAAAUAAUCAAUGAAUUCCAACAACAAGAACAAAAAAUCAUUGAAGAAUUGGAGGGAAAAUCAAACAAAAGUAAAAAACAGAAUAAGAAAGUAAAGUCAAAGAAUAAUAAUAAGAAUAUUUAUAAAAAGAAAGUACAUGAGAAAGAAAUAGCACAAGAAAAAGAAAUAAUAGAUAAAGAGAAAGAGAAGGAGCAAGAUGAUAUAAAAGAGAAUCAUAAAAUAACAGAGAUACAACCAAAAGAAAUAAUUAAGAUUAAGAAUAAUGAACAAAUAAAAGAGAAUAAAAAAGUUAAUAAUAAUAUUGAAGAGACAACUAAUAGUAUAAAUGAUAUUAAUAUCAAAAAACCACACAACACAAUUAAAUUAAAUUCCAAUUCAUAUAGCAAAUCAACUAAACUUUAUAUUAGAACAAGUGAUUCAAAUUUGACAUCUUCAUUACAAUCAAAAUUAAAUAAUACAACAAACAUAUAUAAUCAAUCAUCUAAAUUACCAACAAUACAACCAACACAGAGUUCAGUAAAGUUAACUGUAAAACAAAUAUCAACAGAAUUUGCAACAAUAUAUGAUAAACAAAUUGGUAAAUUCAAAUUCAAUAGUUCAGAUAUCAUUGGAAGAGGAAGCAAUGCAACACUCGUGUUUCGAGGUGUUUGGAGUGACAGAGUUCCAGUUGCAAUCAAAAGAAUCGUCAAAGGAUUCAAUCAUCUCAUUGACAAAGAAAUCGAGGUUUUGAUUGAAUUGACUUCGAAAUCAUCACAAUCUUCAAAUUUGGUGAGAUAUAUCGAUCGAGAAGAAGAUGAUAACUUUAUUUAUCUUGGAUUAACACUUUGUGACAUGUCACUUCAACAACUAUUCGAAGAUCCAACCAAUUCAGAAUUGAAGAAUUCACUUUCAUCGAUAUCAUUGAUCAAUGGUAUUGUUCUUGGUGUUCAAUUCCUUCACAACAAUCAAAUUGUUCACAACGAUCUCAAUCCAAGAAACAUUCUUUUCAAAGAUUCACAAUUAUUCAUCACAGACAUGGGAUUAAGCAAGAUGAUGGUCGAAUCAUCAUUUGCAUUCACACACACACCAAGUGGAACCGGUGGAUAUUAUGCUGCUGAAGUCAUAAAACAACAGAGAAAAACAUCAUCUGUCGAUAUAUUCUCACUUGGAUGUUUAAUCUAUUACAUUCUGAGUGGUGGUAAACAUGCAUUUGGCGAUGAUAUUAUCAUGAGAGUUCCAAAUAUCAUCAUGAAUCGAUUCGAUCUCAAAGAUAUCACCAAUCAAUAUGCAAUCGAUUUGAUCAGUUGGAUGAUAUCAUUUGAAGAAUCAAAUCGACCAUCGAUUCAAACGGUGAUCAAACAUCCAUUCUUUUGGAAUAUCGAUGACAAAUUGAAAUUCAUUGACAAAACACAUCAAACAAUCAAGAAAUAUUCAACAACAUCACUGAACACUCAUAAUAAUCAAACAUAUCUCAAAGAAUCAUGGGAUAAAUCAAUCGAUCAAAAUCUAUUAUCUGUUUUGAACGAAGAAUCACAAUAUAAUUUUAACAAUGUCAAAGAUCUUGUUCGAUGUAUUCGAAACAGUAUUCAUCACCAUCAAGAGAUAUAUUCAGAUUUGAACAAAAAGAUAUUGUGGUUCAAAAACCAACAUAUUGCAUUCGAAUACUUUGAAAAGAGACAUCCAACAUUAUUAAUUUAUUUAUAUCAAUACUUUAGAGAUCAACACAAUAACAACACCAAAAAAGACACAUCAAAUUAUUUAACUGAAUAUUAUCAAUAA